Penaeus indicus is the source of this 1248-nucleotide messenger RNA. Its product is annotated as arylsulfatase J-like. The record is from RefSeq and is a predicted model, not a curated record. The transcript has 7 exons. The coding region runs from base 292 to 1248 and encodes 318 amino acids. NCBI's taxonomy places the organism in Eukaryota, Metazoa, Arthropoda, Malacostraca, Decapoda, Penaeidae.
AAAAAGCACACAGGCCAGUGCGGAGGAUGCUUCGUUCUCCCUCUCGCCUCCUCCUCCUCCUCGCCUCCUCGCCUCCUCACACCCCAGUAUUCUCCUCCGCCCGUGUCCGCCGCGCACCGUGCUCUCCCCCUCGAGCGUUCCUCAUCUCAUUAACACCCUGUGAGCUUAAUGUUGCUUUCCCCUUCGCCCUGACCCUCUCCGCGCCGCCGCUUGAGAAUAUCCUCGGGUCCGACGCGCGUGGAAACCCUCGCGCCUUCGAGGGAAAAGAAGUCAGGAAAAUCUUCGCUCGCAAUGACCUUCUUGAAGCUCUUAACCUACCUGGUUCUUCUGUGUCUCUGGUACCAUGAAGCCGCCACCGUUGCGAAGAUCCCACGCACGGUGACGCGCCGCUCCCUCAGCCUGGCGAGGCCGUGGGCUGCGCUCGAGACACCGUCGGGAGGGACCAACGGCUCUUCGGCGCAGGUGGGAGAGGUCCUCGUGCCUGCGGGAGAGGCGCCCCCCACGCGCAGGGCCUCGCUCAGGAUCCCCCGCCGCAGGAAGAGGGGGAGGAACCCGAAGAUGUCCAAGAAGAGGAACGGGAGGAAGUGGAGAUACGAUAAAGAGGAGAGAAGGCGGAGACGAUUGCAACAGCAGCGCCGGAAGUUGAAGUUGACUCUCGGAAUAGCUGACGAUCUCGAGAGGAAGGACGAGACGCAAGGAAAGAAGAAGAAGAAGGAACAGAGGAAGCAGGAGAGGAGAAGAGGAACGAAGCUGGGGAAUUCCUUUAAAAAGAAGAAGCAGCCGAAGGGAAGAAAAGGGACAAAGCCGAAUAUCAUUUUCUUCUUAAUUGAUGAUUUAGGCUACAACGACGUCCCUUGGCACAACCCCGACAUCCGCGCCCCCGAGAUGCUGCGUCUGGCGAGGAAGGGCAUCGUGCUGGAGAACCACUACGUGCUGCCCCUGUGCACGCCCUCCCGCGCCGCCCUCCUCACCGGCCACUACCCCUUCCGCUACGGCAGGCAGGGUUCCCACACCCCUCUGAGUCCUACAGGCCUCAACACCUCCAUGACGCUCCUUCCCCAGCGGCUGAGGAACCUCGGCUACCGCACACACCUGGUUGGAAAAUGGCAUCUUGGCUACUGCAAUAAGGCUUACACGCCCACUGCCAGGGGUUUCGAUAGCUUUUACGGAUUCUACCUUGGGAGUCAAGACUACUAUACGCAAUAUAGACAACUUGCGCCGAAAAAAGGUCGUUUGUUGUUUUUGUGA